AUGGCCUUUAGCAGCAACUCCUACAUAUAUCAUAAACACAUUAAAAAAAAGCUGGAAUAUGCCCUUAUAACCUCGAUAUUUUUUACAGAUGAUGAUUUUGCUCCAUCUUUCGUAACAGAUCGGCCAUUAUUAGAAGCUACUUCAUCUCAAGCUGUGUCAAAUGAAGAGCCCUCCCAGCCUUUUAUCUGCUUAAUUUCGGCACAAUAUGAUGACCAGCCAGAAUCAUCCAACAUUCAAAACUUACCACAGAAUUAUAUGCAGCUGGAGCCUUUGACGACUUUAAUAUCUGUGCAGAAUGAUGAAUCUCAGCAUUCGACAACAAAUCUGAGUGAUCUCCAUCAGACUGACUCUUCAACACUGAAUACUAAACAUGGACUUCAAUUAACGCCAGCAAAGAUAAACGCUGUAGCUGUGUUCAACCCAGAAAUUGUAAAACCUUUACCAAAGGGUGGUGUCAAGAUUGCAGAAAUCUACAAAACGAUGUAG
Messenger RNA from Parnassius apollo (apollo), 486 nucleotides. The record is from the annotation of a GenBank genome assembly. NCBI's taxonomy places the organism in Eukaryota, Metazoa, Arthropoda, Insecta, Lepidoptera, Papilionidae.